Molecule: messenger RNA, 327 nt
Organism: Aureobasidium uvarum
Lineage: Eukaryota; Fungi; Ascomycota; Dothideomycetes; Dothideales; Saccotheciaceae
Source: the annotation of a GenBank genome assembly
AACACACAAAUGUCUCAAUCAACCACCACGCCCAUCAAGCAAGCCAAAGCCCCAGCCGCUGCCGGCAGCGAAAAGGACCCCGUCCGCAUGAUCGAGAAACUAGACAUCAAGACCAAAGCCGUAGUAGCCAACAGUCAACUAGUCAGUGCAGACGAUAAACUGCAUCCCCUGCUUUCGCUCAAGAAUGGGAGACCACUGACAAGUUUCAGAGACGCUAAAGGUGUUGGCGAAGCUGAGCGUGCUCUCGAGGCUGAUCGUGAUGGAAAUGAGAUGAUGAAGAGGGAGAAGCUGCGUUUGCAGAUUGGUCUCAAGCCUAACCCUGCUUGA